AUGCCGCUCAUCACUGCCACUUUCUUGGCCCUUGCCUUGUGCUUCGCCCCUGCACCUGCAGUGGGUGCAGCCGCGACACUCUCGGCGCCGCGUCCGCUGCGGGGCAACGACACGCUCGUCUCGGCACAGGGCAAGUUCGAGCUCGGCCUCUUCAGCCCGGCCGGUAGCUCCGACGGCAGGUUCUACCUCGGGAUCUGGUACAAGAACAUCCCCGGCCAGACCGUCGUCUGGGUCGGCAACCGCGCGAGUCCUCUGUCUGGCCUCGCCUCCGCCGAGCUCCGUGUCUCCGCCGACGACGGCAACCUCGAGCUCGUCGGUCGCACCAGCGACUCCGCCUCGCCGGUCGUGGUGUGGUCUUCGAACCUCUCUUCUUCCUUGUCGCCAGGCUCAAACAACACAGCGGAGAUCCGCGACAACGGCAACCUGGCCCUUGUCGACGGCGCAAACACCUCCAACGUGCUGUGGCAGAGCUUCGACCACCCCACGGACACGUACUUGCCGGGGGCGUGGCUCGGGGAGAACAAGCUCACCGGUGAGUACCAGGCGCUGACGUCAUGGCGGAACGCCCAGGACCCUGCGCCGGGAAUGUUCUACGACACGUUGGACCCCAAUGGUACCGCCGAAUUCUUCAUGCUGUGGAACCGGUCCCGCAUGUACUGGCGCGGCGGCGUCUGGACGGGCGGCCGCUGGAAGGGCGACGUUGGAGCGGCGACCGGACGGGGCACCAACCUUUACAACACGACGUUCGUCGACACGCCGGCGUUCCGGGGCACCACCACCGUGCUCGCCGACAACGCGACCAUCACGCGCUUGGUGCUCGAUCUCAACGGCCAGAAGAAGCAGUUCGUCUGGGUGCCUGCGAGCCGGAGCUGGCAAUUGUUCUGGGCGGCGCCCACCGUGCAGUGCGACGCGUACGCGCUCUGCGGCACGUUCGGCGUCUGCAACCAGAGGAGCCAGCUGCCGUGCCGGUGCCCGCCCGGGUUCGCUCCGGUGUCGGAGAGGGACUGGACGCUCAGCGACUGGAGCGGCGGGUGCCGCCGGAGCUCGCCGCUCAAGUGCGCGCACAAUGGGUCGACGACGGACGGGUUCCUAGCACUGCCAGACGUGAAGCUCCCGGACGAGCCGCUCGCCAUGACCGCCGCCCAGAGCAAAGCAGAGUGUGAGUCGGCUUGCCAAAAGAACUGUUCAUGCCAGGCAUACGCCUUCUCCGCCGGAGCCGGGGGUUGCUCCGUCUGGCACGGAGACAUCCGCAACCUUGAGCAGCUCUUCCCGGACUCCAGCAGCCCCGGGUCAGACUUUUAUCUCCGGCUUUCACAAAGAGCAUUGCAAGAUCUCCAUAGCGUACACGGGAAGAAAGGUGGGACAAAAUUAUGGCUUGUCUUUGGCAUCACACUGGCCGGUGUAGCAGCAUUGGGCGCGUCGGUCAUACUAGCCUGGAGGAUUCUCCUUGCCCGGAGAAGACUAGUUGUGUACAUGGAGAACGAGAAUGGAUCCUCCUUGGCUGUGUACAGCUACGCCGACCUCCGUGCCGCCACCAACAACUUCUCGGAGCGGUUGGGCGGCGGAGGCUUCGGCUCGGUGUACCGCGGGGUCCUGAAGCAGCAAAAGGGAGGCAACACGACCCAAGUCCAAGUGGCUGUGAAGAAGCUGGAAAGUCUUGCGCGACAGGGUGACAAGCAGUUCCGGGCGGAGGUGAGCACGCUGGGGCUCAUCCAGCACGUGAACCUCGUCCGACUCCUCGGGUUCUGCUCGUCGGGUGACCAGAAGAUGCUCGUGUACGAGUACAUGCCCAGAGGCUCCCUCAACGGCUCCUUUUUCGGCGGCAACGCAUGCCCGAGCUGGAACGACCGAUACUGUAUCAUGCUUGGCGUGGCGAGAGGGCUGACCUAUCUGCACGACGGCUGCCGCGAGCGCAUCAUACACUGCGACAUCAAGCCGGAGAACAUCCUGCUGGACGAGGACAUGUCCCCGAAGAUCGCCGACUUUGGGAUGGCGAAGCUGGUGGGCAGGGAUUUCAGCCGUGCACUGACAACGAUGCGAGGCACCAUAGGGUACCUCGCACCAGAGUGGAUCUCCGGGCAGCCAAUCGGUGCCAAGGCGGACGUGUACAGCUUCGGCAUGGUGCUCUUCGAACUCAUCUCGGGACGACGUAACUCCGAGAGAUAUGGCGAGGUGGAGGCGGCAGGGACUGGGGCGAGGGAGUCCUUGACCUUCUUCCCCGUGUGGGCCGCGGGAAAGGUUGUGGAAGGAGAGGUGGGAGCCGUGGCUGACCCGCGGCUGCACGGCGAGGUGAUGCCGGAGGAGCUGGAGCGGGCGUGCAGGGUGGCGUGCUGGUGCAUCCAGGACGAGGAGGCACAUCGCCCAACCAUGGCGCAGGUCUUGCAAGCGCUCGAGGGCGCCAUCCACGUCUACGUGCCGCCGGUGCCGCGGGCACUGCAGCGCCUCGUCACGUAA
Molecule: messenger RNA, 2454 nt
Organism: Triticum turgidum subsp. durum (durum wheat)
Lineage: Eukaryota; Viridiplantae; Streptophyta; Magnoliopsida; Poales; Poaceae
Source: the annotation of a GenBank genome assembly